AUGGCUGGAGGCUUCAGCCGUUGCCAGUUCUGCGUGUUCGACUCCCGCGUGGCCGACGGGGUGGAGAACGAGAGCUUCGAACCCUACCAGCGGUCGAGCGCCUCGUUCACCUUCGACUCGGUCAACGAUAAGGAGCGAAUCCAGGGCCUGCGACGGUACCUCGCGAGCAUCGGCGGCGAAAACGCCCUCGUCGACGACACGUUUUCCAUCCCAAUCACGCGAAUCACCAUGAUGAAGAACUACGAUCUGCACGUCAAGGUGCUGGACGUCGUGAGGGACAAGGGCAAGGUGACGCUCGUGGUGUGGGACGGGAGCGACGCGCGGCCGUUCGUUCCCGGCACGAACCUGAACGACGCUCCGGGCGACGGGAACACCUGCCACUACUGGAUGCCGUGCGGGCAGGAUUUUCCCGUGGAGAAUGGCACGUUCGCGGGAGAGACGAAGCCCCCGGGGCUGGGAACCGCGUUUCCGGUGCUGUUGAGGCAGUUCGACAUCGACGCCGAGGACUUGCCGGAGAAGGGGCAGUGGAUUCGGCUGCGUCAGCUGUCGUCGUGGGUCAAGAACGGCCAGCUUCAGGGUCUCUUUGUGCAGUCGUCAAAGUGGGCACCCGCCGAGCCCAACCAGGCGUGGCUCACGGCGUCGAGGGAGAGAGACGCGCGCCGGCAGGUGUCGCUCUGGGCGAACGAGCAGGUGGGCGCGACGAACGGUAACAACGGUCAGCCGCAGGGCUCGGGUGCGUUCGAGAUGCCCGGGCAGGUGCCCUUCGGUCUGACCAGGACGAUGCACGAGAAUCAGCCUUUACGUUCCAUUCGCGAGAUUCUCAUGGCCCCGGCGCCGAACAGGCACCGGUGCCUCGUGCGGAUCAUCCAGCACUUCCCCAAGGACGUCCACGACCUGUGUGCCGAGAGUGUCGAGCCACCGGCGGCGAAGCGCAAGAAGGGCGCCAAGGGGAAGAGCGCGGAGGAAGAUAAGAAGUGGACCAAGUGGGAGUGGAACCUGCGUUUGUUGAUUGAGGACGCCACGGGUAAGAUGACGGUGAACGUCGCGCCGGAGGAUGGCCGAGAGUUCUUCCCGCACAUCGAACCGUGCGACCUCUGGGAUAAGGACGGCGUCUUCGUCAAGCUCGAGAAGACGAUGAGGGCGCUGACGGUGAAGGAGGACCGAGUUCCGGGAGAGGGUUGGGUGCAGAUGUGCGUCAUGUCGUACGUCGGCGAGGACGGGCGGAGGCACCACAGACUGUUCGGCACCCGCGUGUUGUAG
Messenger RNA from Micromonas commoda, 1260 nucleotides. RefSeq lists its product with no specific name. Bases 1 to 1260 code for a protein of 419 amino acids. Gene Ontology annotation, cellular component: nuclear telomere cap complex. The transcript has a single exon. The record is from RefSeq and is a predicted model, not a curated record. Gene Ontology annotation, biological process: regulation of telomere maintenance via telomerase; telomere capping. Gene Ontology annotation, molecular function: telomerase inhibitor activity; G-rich strand telomeric DNA binding. Lineage: Eukaryota; Viridiplantae; Chlorophyta; Mamiellophyceae; Mamiellales; Mamiellaceae.